Messenger RNA from Harpegnathos saltator (Jerdon's jumping ant), 1004 nucleotides. RefSeq names its product acyl-CoA-binding domain-containing protein 6. The transcript has a single exon. Gene Ontology annotation, molecular function: protein binding; fatty-acyl-CoA binding. NCBI's taxonomy places the organism in Eukaryota, Metazoa, Arthropoda, Insecta, Hymenoptera, Formicidae. The record is from RefSeq and is a predicted model, not a curated record. The coding region runs from base 183 to 899 and encodes 238 amino acids.
CUGGUUUUCAUGAGGGUUAUGGAUUUAUCACAGUGAAGAAGGAGAACUUGAAUAACAUAUUGCAACAGAAACACAUCCUGGAGGGGAACGAAUUAUCCGUGUUAGUUAAAAACGGUAACGUAAAUAACGAUCUAACUAACGAUAUACUUAAUUGAAGAAAAGGGAAACACAAUUUACGAACAAUGGCCGAGUGCGACAUAAAUAUAACAGAUUUGGAGGAUAGAUUCAACAGAGCUAGCAAGUAUAUGCAAUCACUAGUGUCGGAAUUAGAUACAGACCACCUGCUCACAUUUUAUGCUUUGUACAAGCAAGCCACCGUUGGUCCCUGCAACAUCUCGAGGCCCAAUUGGUAUCAGGUGCAAGCCGUACGCAAGUAUGAGGCGUGGAAAAAGCUUGGCGAUAUGAGCCAGGAGAUCGCAAUGGCCAAUUAUAUCGAUGUCAUCGCGAGGGUGAAUCCGUCGUGGGAAGAAGAAGCAAAGUUCGAGGAAUCACGUGGAUGGACCUCUGUCAGCAAGUUACCCAACACAGACGCGGCGUUGAAGGAUACGGAGAAGACGUUUUUGGACUGGUUGAAAGAGGGCAAUGAGGCGAAGGUGCGGGAAAUGGUGAGCAAAGAGCCCGGACUUUCGGGGAGAAUGGACGACAUUGGUUUGUUACCCAUACACUGGGCCGCGGAUCGGGGCCAUGUCGGAAUCUUGAAGUUUCUGAUCGAACAAGGCGUGGACCUAAAUUCGCUCGAUCUCGAAGAACAAACGCCCCUUCAUUAUGCGGCGGGUUGCGGUCAUAUGGAAGCAGUGAGGUACUUACUUUCAAUCGGAGCCGACACAUCUAGAAUAAAUGGAGAUGGUAUGACACCCAAAGAUAUCGCCAUUGAUUCGACUAAGGAUCUCUUCUGCUAACACUACAUACCAUAGUGAUGUACACAUGCACGCAAUAUUGUUACUCUGUUUGAAUAUAUUAAUAAAUUUUCGACGAAUAUAACUUCUUGCGAUGAUACACGAUAA